AUUGCAUUCUUGUCGUGUUGUUUAUUGUUUUUCUUCUCUUUUUCCGUGAUUUUCUCGAGGACAAUGCAUGUUCUUCCGGUGAAGGACAUCUGGUAUCGAAAGAUCCAGAAGUGUUAUCUUUCUGAAGAGUGUUUUUCUGGCAAUUUACGGCCAGGAUGUUGGAUUAUCUGCAGACUAUCUGAUGGAAGUGAGGUUAUAUCCCGGGCGUUUCCACAUUCUAGGCGUAUUUUCUCUCAAAAUCUGGCUUAUUUGGAUCAAAGUGUGACACGAAAUACUUCCCAAAACUCCGAGGGACUCUCUCUCGUGGAUUUCCACCCUGCAGCGCAUGUGGCAGACUUCCGGGAAGCGGUGAGCGUUGAUGUUUUUGUAAACAACAUCACAUUCCCGGAAAUCUCUCAGAGAGACACACUUGAGAUGGUGUUGAAGAGGAUCCUUCGACUGUACACCUUCUCCAGGGACUGUGAGAUACUCCUGGAGGAUUUCUGUCCACUCCCCAUCACAGCAGUGAAGGUGACAUGCUGCAGAGAGGAAGGAAUCGGAUCAAUUUCACCGGACGCCGCCCUGAAAAUCUCCAAUAUCGUGUUUCAAAGCCAACGGAAAAGACACGAGGAGUCCUUUAUAGGCUAUCACACUAUUGAGGAGACCAUCAGUGAUAUCUUAAUGAGGAACGUAAAGUAUCUCAAGAGCUCUGCCCAGAAAUUCACUCCACCCAAUGAAAUCCUGAUUGUGGGAUCAUCAGGUGUGGGAAAGACCACUUUAAUCCACCAUCUGGCCAGGAAGUUUCACUGCAACGUCUUUUCACUGGAUCCUAUGGACUUCCAUGGCCAAUAUCCCGGUGAAUCUGAGGAGAUGCUAGACAAAUUCCGCCAAACCAUCACGGAUUUGAGCAAGAAUCAGGAAGAUCGCCUGUCAAUAGUCACAAUUGAGGAUAUUGAUGUGCUCUGUCCCAAGGAAUCCGCUUCCGGGGAGCGCAAUAACACGGAAAAAUUUGGAGAAGCUCUUAUGAACUUCUUGGAGAAAAUGUCUGGAGUCAAAGGAGUGUUGCUGAUGGCCACAGCAAAAGAUGUGACGAACUUAAGUGGUCACGCAAGGCGAAAAGGACGAUUGGAAGUAGAGAUUUUCCUUAAGAAUCCCGACAAGAAGGAGAGAGAAGAGAUUUGCAGGGGAUUUCUGAAGGGAGAUGAAGAAUUGUGUGCCUGGAUUGCCGAGAGAACUUCAGGAUUUGUCGCGGGCGAUCUGAAAAUGCUAAUAGAGAAAGGCAAAGCGAGAGGAUGUUUGAAAUCACAGCUAAAAGCCAUGAGAUUAUCUUCAGUGAGGAGCAGUAAUCUCUUAGUGGAGUCGGAUUCUGUGGAUUUUGAGGAUUUGGGUGGUUUGGGUGAUCUCAAGAGGACAAUUGAAGUGACAAUUGUGGCUCCUCUCAAGGAUUCCAGUGCAUUCGAUCGGAUGGGCAUUGAGAUGACGAAGGGAAUACUGUUUUACGGACCGCCAGGAUGUGCCAAGACAACGAUUGUGCGAGCUCUGGCCAAGAAGACUCACAUGCCACUACUUGCAAUCUCUCCAGCUCAGGUUUACUCACCCUAUGUGGGAGAUUCUGAGCGUUUCCUGGCCAGAGUGUUCCACGAAGCGAGGAUGUGCGCCCCUUCGAUCCUCUUCAUUGACGAACUGGACGCUUUGGUGGGAUGCAGACAGCGCGGAGGAAGCAGCGAUGUGCAAUCGAGGAUUCUAGCAGUGCUCUUGACUGCCUUGGAUGGAAUUGGGCGACGAAUUGACGGUGCUCCCGAAGGGAAUGUUCUCGCUGUGGCCGCGACCAAUCGUCCGGAUGUUAUUGAUGAAGCUCUGUUGCGUCCUGGGCGCUUUGAUAAGUUGAUUCACGUUCCGCCACCAGUGACGGCGAAUGAUAGAGUGGAGAUAUUGAGGAAAAUUACGCACAACAUGCCGAUUGAGGGGGUGAAUCUGGAGUUGAUUGCCAAGCAGACGAGAAACUUCUCUGGAGCUGAUUUGAGGAGUCUCUGUCGCGAGGCGGCUCUGCAGCGACUCACUGUUGAUCUCUCGGCAGAUUCCUUGACACAGGAGGAUUUCUUGAGGGCUCUGGCUGGGAUGCGACCUUCCCUGACAGACACUCAGAUCGCCUGGUAUCGAGACUUUGAGGGAAAUCCUUAUCUAUGACUGUGAC
Molecule: messenger RNA, 2173 nt
Organism: Phlebotomus argentipes
Lineage: Eukaryota; Metazoa; Arthropoda; Insecta; Diptera; Psychodidae
Product: ATPase family gene 2 protein homolog A
Exons: 1
Coding region: 64-2166 (700 amino acids)
Molecular function (GO): ATP binding; ATP hydrolysis activity
Source: RefSeq, a predicted model, not a curated record